AUGCUGCGAAAACUUCUUUCUUUCGCCCUGGCAGGGCUGUUGAUUCCCUGGGCUACUGCAGUCCCAACAGCAACACACUCGUCUCCAACUCCCUCCAUUACAACAACUGCCACUGACAAGCUAGUCUUCUGUCAUUUCAUGAUCGGCAUCACAAGCAACCGCAACAGCGCAAAUGACUACGACGACGACAUGAAACGCGCCAAAGCACUAGGCAUCGACGCCUUCGCGCUCAACAUCGGCGUAGACCCCUACACAGACACGCAGCUCAACUUCGCCUACGAGUCCGCCGCCAGAAACGGCAUGAAGGUGUUCAUAUCCUUCGACUUUAACUGGUACAACACGGGCCAGGGCAGCACAGUCGGCGCCAAGGUCAAGCAGUAUGCGAGUCUGCCUGCGCAGCUGAAAGUCGACGGCAAGGUAUUUGUGUCAAGCUUUGCGGGCGACGGCGUCGAUGUCAAUGCGAUCAAGUCUGCUGCGGGACAGGAUCUGUUCUUUGCGCCGAAUUUCCAUCCCGGCACGGGUGAUUUCAGCGCUGUACAGGGCGCUCUGAAUUGGAUGGCUUGGCCGAAUAAUGGGGAUAAUAAGGCUCCCACGCCCAGUCAAAAUAUCUCUGUUGCGGAUGGGGAUCAGGCGUAUAUUAAUGCGUUGCAGGGGAAACCCUAUAUUGCACGUAAGUCUUCCACCCUCUUUUAUGAUGGAUAUCAGCCUAAUAGAUUGUUGUUUGUCAAAGCCGCUUCGGCAUGGUUCUCGACUCAUUUCGGCGCCGAAGUCUCCUACAGCAAGAACUGGGUCUUCCCCUCAGAUCUGCUCUGGUACGACCGCUGGCGCGACAUCCUCAAGCUGAGCCCGCGCUUCGUCGAGAUCAUCACCUGGAACGACUACGGCGAGUCGCACUAUAUCGGCCCGUUGUCCUCGCCGCACACAGACGACGGGGCGUCCAAAUGGGUGAUGGACAUGCCCCAUGAUGGAUGGCUGCAGAUGUCCAAACCAUUCAUUGCAGCAUACAAGGCCGGGGACUCGUCUCCCCUGAAAUACAUCACCAACGAGGAGCUGGUGUACUGGUACCGGCCGACGCCCAAGAACGUCAACUGCGACUCCACCGACACCACGACCGAGGGCAACCCGAACAACAGCAGCGGGAACUUCUUCCGCGGCCGACCCAACGGGGCGGACUCGAUGGCCGACGCGGUGUUUGUGGUUUCUUUGCUUCAGACCCCCGCGAACGUCGUGGUGCAAUCCGGUAACCAGGCGCCCGUAACUUUCGCCGCGCCCGCGGGGAUCAAUGCCUUCACGGUGCCAAUGGGGGUUGGGGCGCAGAAAUUUGCCGUCACGCGCGGCAAUAACCAGACGGUGCUGGCGGGCACGAGCCUCAAGAACAUCGUGGACUCGUGCAUUUGCGGGAUUUACAACUUCAACGCCUAUGUGGGGACACUCCCCGCGCCGGCGGCGAUCGACCGACUCCAGCCGGCUGGGCUAGCCAGCCUGUCGGAGGGCUUGCGGGCGCCCUGCCCGACGAACACGUUGGGGGCGUAG
Penicillium riverlandense is the source of this 1533-nucleotide messenger RNA. Its product is annotated as glycoside hydrolase family 71 protein. The transcript has 2 exons. NCBI's taxonomy places the organism in Eukaryota, Fungi, Ascomycota, Eurotiomycetes, Eurotiales, Aspergillaceae. The record is from RefSeq and is a predicted model, not a curated record. The coding region runs from base 1 to 1533 and encodes 510 amino acids. Gene Ontology annotation, molecular function: glucan endo-1,3-alpha-glucosidase activity. Gene Ontology annotation, biological process: mating projection tip cell wall disassembly.